This is a messenger RNA of Lymnaea stagnalis (great pond snail), 909 nucleotides long. NCBI's taxonomy places the organism in Eukaryota, Metazoa, Mollusca, Gastropoda, Lymnaeidae. The record is from the annotation of a GenBank genome assembly.
GAUGCAGGGGCUGAUUUCAUCAUUACACAGCUAUUCUUUAAAGCUGAAACAUUCCUGAAGUACAUCAAAGAUUGCAGGAAAAUAGGGAUUAAUGUCCCAAUCAUACCUGGCAUAUUGCCAAUUCAGGUUGGUCUUUAAAUAUAUUUUCUUUAAAAGUCUCAUCUCUAAGACUGCUUCAGAUCUGUCCCAGGAAGGGUACAAAAAAAAAAGAAUAAACUGAAAAAGAAUGUGGACAUAAGCUAGAGUUCUUCCACAGACUUAAUUUGCACCCUUAUUCUACAUCACAUAGACUUAAAAAGAAAUUAAGAUUACAUUUCUGAUUUUACUAUUAUUACAAGAACCUUGCCAUAAGCUAUGUUGGUUGAGGAUGUGAGGUGCAAAAUUUUUCAGUACUCAAAAUGUAAAAAUUCAUUUUUAUUUUUUUUAAAUGUAAUGCCUUUAGACCAUAAUGUGAAAAUUUAAGUUCUUCUUCUAUCCAACAAGGCCUACCAGUCUCUGCGACACAUUGUCAAACUGUCAAAACUUGAAGUGCCACCAGAAAUCUUAAAUGCCAUUCAGCCAUUCAAAGACAAUGACGAGGCCAUCAGAAAAUAUGGCAUUGACCAGUCUGUUGAGAUGUGCAAAACACUUCUCAACGCUGGUGUCUACGGCCUUCAUUUCUACACCCUCAAUCGGGAGGUUGCGGUCAAAGAGGUCCUCAAACGAUUGGGUUUGUGGUCAGAAAAUGUUCACAGACCCUUACCCUGGAAACAGAGUGCGAACCACACCAGAUGUGAUGAGGAAGUGCGACCCAUUUUCUGGCGGUGUCGACCCAACAGCUACGUGUAUCGCACUUCCGAAUGGGAUGAGUUCCCCAACGGUCGGUGGGGAGACUCGCGUGCGGCAACCUUCAAUGACUUGAAAUACUAC